This is a messenger RNA of Copidosoma floridanum, 690 nucleotides long. RefSeq names its product poly(rC)-binding protein mub (gene mub). The record is from RefSeq and is a predicted model, not a curated record. Gene Ontology annotation, molecular function: RNA binding. NCBI's taxonomy places the organism in Eukaryota, Metazoa, Arthropoda, Insecta, Hymenoptera, Encyrtidae.
AUGACUCUCAAGAUAACUGCUUCGGACAAAAGUUUGUGGGCAUUGAAUGCAGCGAUGGUUGUGCUCAGACCCAAUGUGUUUUAUGAGGCUGCUUUUGCGGGACUUAGUUUUCGUGUGAAUCAAUUGGUGACCUGCGAGAUGAUGUUUACUUCGAAAAGUAUUCGGAAACGUAGUGCCAUUGAAGAGCCUUUCGUCCCUGAGGUCGGCAGUAUCAUCGGCAAGAAGGGAGAGAUCGUCAAGAGGUUCCGCGAAGAGUCGGGCGCCAAGAUCAACAUCUCCGACGGCUCGUGCCCGGAGCGCAUAGUGACCGUGACCGGGCCGACGAACUCGAUCUUCAAGGCGUUCACGCUGAUUUGCAAAAAGUUCGAGGAGUGGUGCUCGCAGUUCCACGAGAUUCAGACGGGUGCCGGGGGUAACGUGCCCAGGCCACCGAUAACCCUGAGGCUGAUCGUGCCCGCGUCCCAGUGUGGCAGCCUGAUCGGCAAGGGUGGCUCCAAAAUCAAGGAAAUACGCGAGGUCACCGGCGCCUCGAUUCAGGUUGCCUCGGAAAUGCUGCCCAACUCGACCGAGCGCGCGGUCACCAUUUCCGGGACCAGCGAGGCCAUCACUCAGUGCAUUUAUCACAUAUGCUGUGUCAUGCUAGAGACCGAUGUGAGUCUGAAAUACAUCAUGGUCAUUUCUACACUUUAA